This is a messenger RNA of Pocillopora verrucosa, 1583 nucleotides long. RefSeq names its product syntaxin-12-like. Gene Ontology annotation, cellular component: endomembrane system; SNARE complex; membrane. Gene Ontology annotation, molecular function: SNARE binding; SNAP receptor activity. The record is from RefSeq and is a predicted model, not a curated record. Lineage: Eukaryota; Metazoa; Cnidaria; Anthozoa; Scleractinia; Pocilloporidae. Gene Ontology annotation, biological process: vesicle-mediated transport; intracellular protein transport; vesicle fusion.
GGUCUUUCGUUGCGAAAUGGCGCAGGUCUUGCACGGUUGUCGAUUAGAUAACUUGUAUUCUUCCGAAGAUCAAGUUCAAUAAAUCACCUUUAAAUUUAGAGGACUGCUGGUUGAGGUUAUACAUCACUGCUUCUAGAUUCUUGAAGAGAUCGGGAAAUUCGUAGCUAGACACGAUUCCGGUUAAGCCUUUUUAUUGCCAAGGGUUUGUUUUUACGAGCAAUGCAAGUUUUGAUAUAUUUGCAAUGUGGGAGUUUUGAGUCACAGAACUUGAACAACUUCUCCUUGCCCAAAGAAUAUCAAGUGGAAUAUGAAAGAAGUUUAUUCUGCAACCAUGUCUCGUGGUGAAUUUGGUAGUCCCUCAUAUGGUACCCUUUCUUCAGGUGUUAGAGUGAAUUUUGACAGGCCAUCAUCCAGAUACUCAGAAGGUGAUUUAGGUGAAAAUUUUCAGAUUCUCAGUGACAAUGUUAGUAGCAACAUCUUCCAAAUUAACAACAACACUGCUGCAUUGGAGCGCAUCUUUAAACAGUUAACAGCAGGAAAAGAUGGUCAAGAGGAAAAACUUCAUAGAAUACAGAAAGCUACAAAUGACCUUGCUGGUAAAACAACUGCCAUGUUGAAACAGAUGAGUUCUUAUUGCGUUGGAAAUAGUCCUACAGUGAGGCAACAGCGAUUACAACAUGAAAGAUUAAAGGGAGAUUUCAGAGAUUCAGUUUCACGUUACUACUCUGUUCAAAAUAAAGUGGUUGAAAAGGAGAAGCUUCUGGUGGGCUCAACAGGACUUUCACAGAGGCAAGAUAGUAGAAGAUAUGGAGAUGAUGAGUUUGGAAAUGAGAAAAGUGGCUUAAUGGAGGAUGAUCGUAGGAGGCAAGAGCAAGAGCAGUUGGACAUGCAGAUUGACAUUGAUCAAUCACUGAUAAGAGACAGAGAGGACAGAAUCCGACAGAUAGAAGGAGAUAUUCUAGACAUCAAUGAAAUAUUCCGAGACUUAGCAACUAUGGUUUAUGAACAAGGAGAUCUUGUUGAUUCAAUAGAAGCAAAUGUUGAACAAGCACAAAAUUAUGUGGAGGGAGCUAAUGUCCAACUCAGUAAGGCCAGUGUAUACCAGAAAUCAGCCCGUAAGAAGAUGUGCAUUUUACUUGUUAUUAUUGCGAUCGUUGGUGGAGUUAUUGGCAUAAUUAUUUGGCAAACAAAUUAACAAGCAUAAUUUUGACAGCAAAUUACUUCAAGAUGAAGAAUCAAACCAGUUAUGGUUUCCCCCCUAGUUCCAGAAACUGUCUGAAUCAAUGUUUCAUGAAAUUGGCAUAAGGUUUUGAAAGACUUGGAAAGAGUAUCACCUGGAAUAUGUAAACAUUAUUGGAAAAAAAGCAUGCAACAGUCAUGUGUUUUUCAAGGAAUAUUUUAUGGGUGUGACCUUUGGGUCAUGAUGAGGACUUUGGCUGAAAUUGUGCUUGCCAUACGUUCAAUAUAUGAAAAGUUAAAGUUUAUACAUACAGGAUGAAGUAAAACUUAAUUCAUUAGAUUGGAAACUGAAGGAUUACUUUAUUUCAACUAAUUGUUAAUGAAAUAAAAAGAGUUAUGAAGAA